Messenger RNA from Cucurbita moschata (crookneck pumpkin), 1573 nucleotides. RefSeq names its product nuclear transcription factor Y subunit A-1-like. Lineage: Eukaryota; Viridiplantae; Streptophyta; Magnoliopsida; Cucurbitales; Cucurbitaceae. Gene Ontology annotation, molecular function: DNA-binding transcription factor activity, RNA polymerase II-specific; RNA polymerase II cis-regulatory region sequence-specific DNA binding. The record is from RefSeq and is a predicted model, not a curated record. Gene Ontology annotation, biological process: regulation of transcription by RNA polymerase II. Gene Ontology annotation, cellular component: CCAAT-binding factor complex. The coding region runs from base 204 to 1226 and encodes 340 amino acids. The transcript has 6 exons.
CUUGAAUUUGAGCUGCCAGAAAAGGGUCUUUGUUUUUGCGCUCUAAUUAACAGUGCUUUAAUAAACUAUGAGAAUCGCUGAAGAACUUGAUUGACUCUUCAAAUUCUCUUCAUCCCUUUCUGUUUUUCUUUAUCUCACAGAUUCCCACCGUCUUCUUCUUGAAUCCAGCGCUUCGGAUUUCCUCAAUUUUCUCUCCAGAAGGUAUGCAGUCAAAGUCUAAAAGUGUGAAUCAAGUGGAAUCUGAACCACCGAAUAUGCAGCAGACUGGUAGUUAUUCUGAACCUUGGUGGCGUAGUAUUGGGUACAAUCCUAUCUCUCCGUCAGCAACAGGAGGGAAUGUGUCCAAUUCACCAUCACUGGAAUGUACUAAUGGUGCCUCAGAAUCUAAUGACCAGUCAAUGUCAAAUGCUGAUUUGAAUGAAGAUGAUGAUGAUGACACCACGAAAGAAACGCAAGCUGCAAGUUAUGGGCAAGGUCAGCACAACAAUCAGCAUGCUGUUUCUACUGCACCUAGAGUGCAUGGUGGAUGUAUCACACAACCUCCUCAGCUUGAACUUGUAGGCCACUCUAUUGCAUGUGCAUCAAACCAAUAUCAGGAUCCUUAUUAUGCUGGACUUAUGGCUGCAUAUGGGCAUCAACCUAUGGGUUAUCCUCCUUUUAUUGGGAUGCCACAUGCUAGAAUGGCUUUGCCCCUUGAGGUGGCACAGGAGCCAGUUUUUGUGAAUGCCAAACAGUAUCAAGGGAUUCUAAGGCGAAGACAAGCACGUGCUAAAGCAGAGGUUGAGAACAAACUGAUAAAAGUUAGAAAGCCAUAUCUUCAUGAAUCUCGUCACCAGCAUGCCAUGAGACGGGCGAGGGGUACCGGUGGACGUUUUGCCAAGAAAAAUGAAGCUAAAUCUUUGAGCUCUACUAUGAAGAGCAAGGAAUCUGGUUCUGGUCAAGCUAUAUCGUCUAGUUCGUCUGGUUCUGAGGCUGUGCCUGGUGCCUUGGCUGAAACCUGGAAUUCCUCCAAUAGUCAACAAGAAGCAAGAGCCCAGUUGCAUGAGUCAUAUGAAGCUCGUAGUUAUGUGAAUGGCAAUAGCCAUUUUCAUAAUUACAGUAGCUUCCAAGCUUCUUCAUAUGCUUUACUCUCUGGCGAGAGAGGUGAAGAUGGAGACUGCUCGGGACAGCAACGAGGAAGUAUCUCAGAAAAUCAGGCCGCACAGAGGCGUCUUGCAAUCAAAUGAACCACCUGGUUGCGAAAAUACGGGGUACCCCUUGGUUAUUUGUGGGGCUACGUUCCCUGGCAGUUUUUCUGUCAGGCGGCAAAUCAUUCUUGGCUUUGUUCUUGUGGUUGUUGCUUAAACUAAACGAAAAGGAGAUGGAUGAUAUAAGUUAGCCAUUUGGACCUUAGUUCUAGUUAAGUCCUUGGAAUGCUUUAUUCCAUCAACCUCCCCAAUUCUUACCUUGUGUAAAGAACAGACUCCAUAGAUUUCAAACAGUGUUCUUUUUAGUUUCAAAACAAUGUUGCUAUCUCGACUAUUAUGUACUUGUGUGUGUGUUAAGACUUGAAAUGUGAUUCAUGAUUUGGUUG